Molecule: messenger RNA, 3966 nt
Organism: Pseudoliparis swirei
Lineage: Eukaryota; Metazoa; Chordata; Actinopteri; Perciformes; Liparidae
Product: protein LEG1 homolog
Source: RefSeq, a predicted model, not a curated record
ACACGCACACAUUUAAUCACAUGCACGAGUCAGACAGAGAUGACCGUUACCAUAGUUACUGUGACUAGUUCAGUGUGUUGGAGACUUGACACGUGAAAAUACCUUCGGGCAGCCAAACUUUGGUUGGUUAGUUUGAAUCUUUUGUGUGUGUCACAAGUUUGAAAUCCUCCAACUGGGAGGAUGGCUAAAACUGACAUGCAUAUAUAUAUAUAUAUAUGCACUGAAGUCAGAGGCUUAGGGGAAUAUUCUCUAUUUUUCUUUUAUGAUUUUAAAUUGCAAAAAAUAUGUUAUUUAGUAGGAAGGGCUUGUUUUGUACAUGGAGAACAAAACACCGUACAAUAUGUGUCCCUGAACAACAGUAGAAAAUAGAAACGCUCACCAGUCGAUGGUAAAUGAAACUGGAAGUCUAACAUUAAAAUGUGUGCAGAGUGGAACCGGUUCCCGUUUCAGUCUCAAGUUCACAAUAACGCCAAUGACAGGCUGGAAUAUUGACAGAUGUGUUGCAUAAGCACGAUGUCGCAAUAGACACGGAGGGUCGCUGUAGGUGAGCACUGUUGGGAUAGUUACUGUGACUAGUUCAGUGUGUUGGAGACUUGACACGUGAAAAUACCUUCGGGCAGUCAAACUUUGGUUGGUUAGUUUGAAUCCUGUGUGUGUCACAAGUUUGAAAUCCUCCAACUGGGAGGAUGGCUAAAAGUGAUAUGCAUGCAUAUAUAUCAGUUUUUUUUGGUGAUAAAUCACAGUAUGGACCUCUUCAAUGUACAGACGGAGUAUUUGAGAGCCAAACAGAAGCACUUCUGGUUCAAUAAGGACCGAGGGUCACUUGGGUUUUUCUGCACUGGAAAACUAUUUGGGAUAAACAAUCUUCCAACAGCAUAUUAUUAGGCUCUUCUGUUGAUAUCAAACAAGCAAAAAAAUACUGUUUUAAACAAAUGGACUAUAUUUAUUAUUAUUUGGCUCUUCUGUUGAUAUCAAACAAGCAAAAAAUACUGUUUUAAACAAAUGGACUAUAUUUAUUAUUAUUUGGCUCUUCUGUUGAUAUCAAACAAGCAAGAAAAAUACUGUUUUAAACAAACGGACAAUAUUUAUUAUUAUUUGGCUCUUCUGUUGAUAUCAAACAAGCAAAAAAAUACUGUUUUAAACAAAUGGACAAUAUUUAUUAUUAUUUGGCUCUUCUGUUGAUAUCAAACAAGCAAAAAAUAUACUGUUUUAAACAAAUGGACUAUAUUUAUUAUUAUGUGGCUCUUCUGUCAAUAUCAAACAAGCAAAAAAAGACUUUUAACUGAGACAAAUGGACUAUAUUUAUUAUUAUUUGGCUCUUCUGUUGAUAUCAAACAAAACAAAAAAGACUAUUUUAACUGUUUGUUGUUUGAUAUCAACAGACGUAGCACUCGUAGACUCCCCCUAACUGGACCAGGGGGCUUCCCAGACCCUAUUAAGAUCUCAAAGUCCAUCUUCUAUCACAAAUUACAUCUGUGAUGCAUUAUUUCUGCUCCUAUGUGCUGCAUUAUAACAUAUCCUACAUUAUAACAUAUGCUUGAUAGUAACAUGUGCUGUAUUAUAACAUAUGCUAUUGGCAGCAGGCUUGUGUCGCCACUGUUUCCUACAACGGCACCGCAGCCUUGUGGGAAAUAUAUGCAAAUAAAACCACCAUCUGCUGGGAACCCUCACAACAGAAGCUGGGAUCCAGCCCCCUGUCACCGAGUCACGAACUUCUACUUUCAUUAAACUUAUUGCAGCCACCCCGCCUGACUGUGUGCGCGCGCGUGCACGCGCGUGUCCUUUAUCCAGUAGCUGGGAGCGAAGAAAAAAAAGAAUGCGGAAAUCACAUGAGCUUCACACCCACGAGACUAGGGCAUAACAGACGACCCCUAUUUAUUGAUACGCCAGCCAUGCUGCGCCCCGCGGUCCUCAGUCUCCUCCUGGCGUGCGCCGCCGUGUCCCUCACCAGCUGCGCUGUCAUCCUCGAGGAUGGCAUGCCCAUCCAGUGGGCUCAGACGGCCGGCCAGGUGACCGACCUGCCCAUACAGAACGGAGUUCUGACCCCCGACCCCUGGAACUACCUCCACCGCAUGAGUCUCUACCGGCUGAUCAUCGCUGCCACCGACCCAUUGAGUGGCUCCAUGGGCACAACUCCCACUGACGGUGCCAUCUAGGGACUGCCGCUGCAGUUAGGAUGGAUGCUAACAUCAGGCCGCCUCGCUGACCCAACUGGAGCUACAACCUGCGGCCUGGCGACCGGAGAUACCAGGUGUAUUUCUACUGAGAGCUGGUGGGGCUGUGUGAACUACUAUGCCUCUGCACUCCCCUUCAUGUCCGCUGCCCCAGGCUUGAUGGGAGCAGGAGUUCAGGUCCAGAUGUAGGCCCCUGAAGGUGUAACGGACUACUGCACAACAUAUGCCUCCUGUGCAGUCAGCCACCCCGACGUCAUCACUAAGUGGGACGCCUUCUUCCAGGCUCUCAAGGGCGCGGCCGAGUCUGCUCUCCCAGAAAAUGAGAAGAAAGACUAUCCGCUCGGUCUCUUCUGGGAGGCCCACAUGGCUUCAUCGUACGCCUCUUCCUCAUGCGCUACCAGGGCGAGCCACUACUCGUCUACAGAGGUGGCCUUUUCUAUGAACUGGGAGAACUCGGCCGAGUACGUCGCGGCGGCACAUUUCCACUCCAAUUUGGAGAAUUCCGCCAUGUUCAUCGCCCCUCUCCCAGGCCGUAUACUGCAGGUGGGCGACACUGCACCCAACAUAGCCGACCUGAGCGAGGCGGAGAACCACACCGUGUCCAUCUUCUCCUGGAUCAGCAGCAUCAACAAUUUACUGGCUGGGUCCCUGGUGCGUAUGUGAAAAGGCGCCAUGUGCUCGGUGGCCACCAGGGAGAAGGGCAGAGAGAUGCUGGGCCAGCUCCUCCUGAACCCCGGAUUCGCCACCAGCACGUUCCUGUCCAUCAUCUCUGAAAUGACUCACGGCUGCUGAAACAAUCACACACUCGCUCACGGAGAGAGAGACAUAGAGCAAUUUCUCUUUUUUUGAAAGCUAAAAACAAACAUUAAACUAGAACGGGCACUCGGUAGAGUGCAUACCUUCGCAUAUCACAAGAUUGGGCAUUGAAUUAUGAACAUUUUGGCAUUAGUUGCAUGCCAAUUGGAUACAAAUGGACCGCGCUAUGGUAAAAAGAAGAUUUUGACCUUUUCAUGACCUUGACCUUUGACCCGAUCGAUCCCAAAAUCUAAUCAAAUGGUCCCCGGAUAAUAACCAAUCAUCCCACCAAAUUUCAUGCGAUUCGGUUUAAUACUUUUUUAGUUAUGAGAGUAACACGCAUACAAAUAAAUAAAUAGAUAAAUAUACGGCGAUCAAAACAUAACCUUCCGCAUUUUCAAUGCGAAGGUAAUCAUGUGAUUUGACUUUUUUUUAAUACAUAGUACAGGAUUACUUUUGCAUUUCUGGGAGGGAGGUUUCACAAAGAGAAUAUAUUUGGAGUACAAAAAGAAAUUUCUUUGUAAAGUAUUGUGAUUAUUUGGAAGGAGUUUAAAGCAGGUAUAGUCUUGUAUCUAUCUUUGUUCUCACCACUCUCUUGAUACAUAUUCCCCAAUAAAGCAUGACAAAAAAACACAAUAAUAUUACUGUUAUUCUAGUACUCUUUUUUGUGAUUGUAUGAUUGCACAUUAUUGCAGAUUCUGGUUUGAAGAUGCAGAGUAAGGUUUGCAAUAGCACUGGGGGAGUAUUAAAUACAAAUUUAGUCAAUUAUGUUACAUUUUGGGGUAAUUUUACUUGAUAUAAGUAUUUCCAUUCUCUUUUAUUUAAUCAUUUUACUUCACAAAAUGAGACACUAUAAUCAUCUGACAGCUGUUGUCACUUUGCAGAUUUAAAUUCUACCUCCAAAAUAAGUGUUUGAGUUCCUUAAAUCUGGAUUAUUGUAAUAAACUAGCAGUGUGUAAAGAACUACAUCAUUAAUGUGUUCCUUGCAUGUUUUGGA